This is a messenger RNA of Tinamus guttatus (white-throated tinamou), 597 nucleotides long. The record is from RefSeq and is a predicted model, not a curated record. NCBI's taxonomy places the organism in Eukaryota, Metazoa, Chordata, Aves, Tinamiformes, Tinamidae.
GUAGGGAACCUUGGCCUUCUUUUUAUGCUCCUGUUUUUUAUCUAUGCUGCCCUGGGAGUGGAAUUGUUUGGCAAGCUAGACUGCAGUGAGGAAAAUCCCUGCGAAGGUCUGAGCCGACAUGCGACGUUCACCAACUUCGGCAUGGCCUUUCUCACCCUCUUCAGGGUGUCAACAGGGGACAACUGGAAUGGUAUCAUGAAGGACACUCUUCGGGAAUGCACUCGGGAAGACAAGCACUGCCUCAGCUACCUGCCUGUCAUCUCUCCUGUCUACUUCGUCACCUUCGUCCUCAUCGCGCAGUUUGUGCUGGUCAACGUGGUGGUGGCCGUGCUGAUGAAGCACUUGGAGGAGAGCAACAAGGAGGCCAAGGAGGAUGCUGAAAUGGAUGCUGAGAUCGAGCUGGAGAUGUCCAGAGGAUCGACCACCGCAGCUCCCAGCGGGAGCAGGGGAGGUGCCGUGGCCCUGGAGGGCAGGACGCCCUACAGAAGCCAGGAAACCCUGAAGUCUGAGCCGGCGACGCAGUCGAAACACCAAGCCCUGAAUAUCCUGCGAAUCUCCUUUGCUUACAGAGUAACCUCGGACUCUUCAAUCACCUAG